CCAGCACCGAGCCCAGCGCCCUGCACGGACCCGCACCCCCGCCACCAAGAUGCAGAAGUGCACUGGUCUCCUGUUUCUUUCUCUCAUCCUUUGCGCCACCUUGUCAGAAACAUUCGGGCUGGUUCUAUCAGCAAAAGAAAAGAGGGGCUGGACUUUGAAUAGUGCUGGUUACCUACUUGGGCCACGUCGUAUUGAUCAGCUUUUACUGAUAAAGGAAAUGCCCAUUGCAAGGGGGAGAGAAGAGGCACCUGGGGAAUAUGCAAUAGAUAACCACAGAUCUUUUAAUGAAAAACAUGGGCUAGCUGGUAAACGUGAAAUACAGCCUGAAGAGGAUAUGAAAUCAGGUGUUCUUGGAAGAUCUCUGGCCGAUGACAACAUUGUACGCACAGUAAUUGAAUUUUUGAAUUACUUGCAUCUUAAAGAGGUUGGGGCACUUGACAGUCUACCUUCAUCAGAAGAAACAAAUCAGUCCUGAAAAAGAAAAUAUUUCUAUUUUGUCGUAUUGUAAAUUAAGAUUGAACUCCAAACAGAGCUUGGAAUGAACAGAAGAGGCUGAUUAUUGUUUACAUUAAUCUUAUACAGAGUUAUACAUGGUAAACUACUCUCUGCCCUCUUGGGUCUUUUUCUGUGAUGUUACAUCGUAAAAUUUUGCCUUGAUAAACAAUUUUCUUUAGGUAAAUGGUAAAAUAAAAAAGA
This is a messenger RNA of Alligator sinensis (Chinese alligator), 696 nucleotides long. It is a transcript of the gene GAL, whose product is annotated as galanin and GMAP prepropeptide. The record is from RefSeq and is a predicted model, not a curated record. Gene Ontology annotation, molecular function: hormone activity. The transcript is spliced from 7 exons. The coding region runs from base 50 to 475 and encodes 141 amino acids. Gene Ontology annotation, cellular component: extracellular region. Lineage: Eukaryota; Metazoa; Chordata; Crocodylia; Alligatoridae.